GAACAGUUAAGAUGCCCCAUCAAGAAACACCAUUUGCACUUCAUUUUUACCCACAUCAGGAGUUGGGAUACUAUAAUUAUGGCCAUGAUCUGUUCACAUUUAUCACUGUGGCUUCCUCCCACAUUAUGCGCACCUUGCAAAGACCUAAAAAGAGUCGACCAACCAAGAGAAAAGUUAAUCAUCGCAGGUUCCUUCAAAACCAAAUUUGCAGGAAAUAUGCCGUUAUAGAAGCUGCAACACAAAAACUUGCUCACUCAAUCUUAUCUCAGGAGGCAGAAUCAGAAAAACAACUGAUAUUAUUAAACAAAACACCCUCAGUUGAAAAUGGAAUGAACUUUCCAAGGACUGUGGUAAAAAACAGUUGUUCAUGCAAUUUGAUUAAGCUCUCAGCCAAUCUUCCAAAAAUGUCUGAAGUGAAUCCUAAUGCCAACACUUUUUUGGGCAUAGCAGAAGCUUAUCUCGUUCCAGAUGGAGACUCUAGUAAUAGUGUGGGCAUAGAAACAUUGGCUUAUGUAUCAGAUGAGGUUAGUACAGUAGAGAGUAUUUUUCAUGACAUUACAACCGAAGAUGUAAUAUUAUCUCCUUGUAGUUUAUUGCGCAGUACUACUUGUUCUUUAUACGAAAUUCAGAGAUCAGAGGAAGAAACUAAUUUUAAUCAAGCUAUUUUUUUGCAGUCUGAAUUAUCAGAUUGUAAAACCAAUGCAGGUUACCGAUUUCCAAAACCUACUGAUGCAACAUCCCAACCUGAACUUCAAAUACCGAGACUUGUCAGACCAAUCCACAAUGUAAACACACAAGUUUAUUCUAACUUUGGAAGUGAUGCUGAGAUUUGUAUCACAAUUCCCCAACAUGUUAACCACAUCAAUAGGAAAGAAGACAGAAUUCCUCAGACAAAAAGGACUUAUGAUAUUAAAAGCCAAAAAACUGCUGGAUUGCCAGAGGGAAGUUCUAUGGAUGAACUAAAUGACUGCCAAGGUGGCUUUUCUGAAAUAUUAGAUGGAUCAGAUUGGUCAGUUAUUCAGGCACAAUUAGGCAUGGCUACAUUUUAUUCCCCGCUUGGAGACAUGGCUAUAGAGACCAAACAAGAUUACACACAAUGAAGACAAAAUGGAACACAAGGAUUUUAGCUGUAUAGCCACAAAGGACUGAAAUCUUGCAAGGUCUUAGGGAAAACAAAGUUGUUCAGUGUAUUAAGCUUGUGAUUUGGGCUGUAGUGAAAAUAAUUGUGUGUGACCUGGGGAUGGGAGAAUUUAGGAUUGGGUCGUUCCUUAAUCUUGUCCAACAAUUUGUAACAAUAUCUGCAAACUUAAAUGUUGUGGAAGAAUAUUGGGUAACAAUGGCAAAUAAUAAAAAGACACAUUGUUAUUUUUUGUUUUCAAUCUGCUUGCCAGUAUAUUUUCUCUUAAGAUAUGCAUAGUGUCAAUUCAAUCACUAGAACGUUUACCCAUACCAUAAU
Spea bombifrons (plains spadefoot toad) is the source of this 1456-nucleotide messenger RNA. It is a transcript of the gene C12H19orf85, whose product is annotated as chromosome 12 C19orf85 homolog. Bases 12 to 1100 code for a protein of 362 amino acids. NCBI's taxonomy places the organism in Eukaryota, Metazoa, Chordata, Amphibia, Anura, Pelobatidae. The transcript has 2 exons. The record is from RefSeq and is a predicted model, not a curated record.